This is a messenger RNA of Durusdinium trenchii, 2643 nucleotides long. The record is from the annotation of a GenBank genome assembly. Lineage: Eukaryota; Dinophyceae; Suessiales; Symbiodiniaceae.
AUGGUCUCGUCCUCGGGCUCCUCCACCUUGCUGAUGCCGCUGUCGGAUGGUGGCAUCCGACACCUUUUGGCAGGUGCGCGAGCCAGCGUGGGCUUGAAGGCGGGAAGAUAUCUCUUCGAGGCCAAAGUCCUCGAGCAUGUGCAGCGACAAGAGGAUGGCGCCAAGCCAACUCCCAAGCACAUCCUCAGACUGGGAUUUUCCACCAAAGACUCCCCGCUGCUCAUGGGUGGAACUACGGAUGUGUGCUUCGACAUGGAGGGCUUCCUCAUCCAGGAGGGCAAGAGGACUCCGCUGGGCGUGGGCACCAGAUAUGGCAAAGGUAGUGUGGUGGGAGUGCUGCUGAACUUGGACAAGAAGAGUCCCAAUGCGAAGACCUUGUUCCCCACCAUCAACUACCGCAACGUGGCCGUGAGUGUGAGCUUCUCUGGGUGCCAAGCGGCGCUGCCCUUCACCUGCGACAUGGUGCAGGACGCCAUGGUCUCGCAUAGCGUGGUCACGCCAGCAGACACCACAACGGAGUUCGAGGUCCUGUUCCCUUGCUGUUUGCCCGACCAAGGUGGCUUCGAUUGGCUGGAUUUGUUCAAAGCCAAGAACCCGCAAUACAUCGAGCUGUCGGAUCGGAUGAUCAUGGACUGGGCCGAGAAGAGCCGUGGUAGCGACGUGGGGAAUAGGGACGGGAGCGGCAUCACCUGCCCCAAGCUGCCGGGCAGCAACGACAAGCCGGAGAUGAAGUUCGGCAUCCCGGAGAUGGAGGAUAUGAGCAUCCGGAGGAUGAUUUCAUCGAUGGCUCCUUUGCAGAAGCGAAAUUACAUCAUCAUGGAGAUGCGGUCGAACCUCAUCAAGGAGUUGCGCACCGACGGCGUCGCCCGGUUCUUCGACAGUUCCUUCAAGAAGAGGGCGUUCGUGGUGAUGGGCGAUCCUAGCAUCGAGUUCAAGAAGAAGUCCCAGGAGCUGCUUCUGAAAGAUAAGCAGGAGCAAAUUGAUGCGCAGUUCAAGAAAGAGAAGGAAGAGGCCAACCGGAAGAAGAUGAUGGAGAAGAAGCAGAAAGAGGCUGAGAAGGCCAAGAAAAAGGCCGAAAAAGAGCGACUUAAGAAGAUGGAGGAGUUUAAGAAGAGCCAGGAGAAGGCCAAGAAGGAGGCCGAACGAAAGAAGGCAGAGGCCCCCGGACGGGGGGAUGUGAUAAGGGUAGGCAAGGAGGCUCAAGAUGAGGAGAUGGAGGAGGAGGACGAAGAUGAGGUUGAGGAGGAUGAGGUUGAGGUGGAAGAGGACCCACCGAAGGCUACCCUCACGCCUGAGGCCAGUCGGGAUGCACGCGCGGGGAUGCGCCGCUGCGUCUUCGCUGAACUCGGUCGCUCCGGAGGCUUCACCAAGUUCACGUUGCCCGACCUGGAGGAGGGUUUCGACGAUGUGCACUUCGAAUGGACCAAGGGAGGCAAGGCGGCCGAAGUGCUGCAGAAGUGGAUCAUGGAACGCAAGCUCACCAGCCGAGUGGAAGAUUUGAGCCCCUCCGCGUGGUUCAAGACGAAGUGGUCCGCUUGGCAGAAGCAAGUUCAUACCUGGCAGAACAAGCAGACCGAGUACAAGGGAAAGAUGCAAAAGAAGGCCACGGAGAAAGCGUCGCCUGGCGGCAUGAACCGCAGGCAGAAGGAAGCGAGGAAGCUGCAAGCGGCCAAGGUGGCAGAGGCCAAAGCAGCAGCGGAGAAGGCGAAGAAGGAACAGGAGAAGGCGGAGAAGGAAGACGAGGAGGAAGAGAAGGAGGAGGAAGAGGUGAAAGAAGAGGAGGAGAAGGUAGAUCCGAUGGAAGUCGAUGAAGAGGAAGAGGAGGAACGCGGAUUCCGGCCUUGGCGUGGAUUCCGGCCGCUCUACAAAGACUUCACGGCGGAGGAUUGGACCCUGAUGUCCUUGUGCUACGAGCUCCACCUGAUGGCUGGGGCCUUUAAGAAGGAUUGCGAUGAUCCGGAUCGCAAGGGCAUCAUCCUGGAGCAUUUGGGCUUCUACUACAACCGAUACUAUGCCAAGAACCUCACCCCCAAGAACUACGGCGUCGAGUCCGAGGCCGAUCUGGUGAACCUGGCCAAGGACGGAACCGACUGCGUCUUUGUGAACAAGGACAAGGUCUUGGAAUCGUUGCUGGACGACGAGAUCGAGUAUCCUCAGGUCUUCGUGAAGAUCGCCGAGGAGGGCCGGCGGCACCGGGCGCUGCUGGUGGACAUGGGCGACGAGUCGGCGAAGCUGAAGUUCGUGGUACCCAAGGGCCCCAUGAAAGGCCGGCCCGGCUACACGAUCGGUCGGCUCCGUUCGGCGGAGGACGCGGGAGGACACGGGAGGACGGAGCGGACGGAAGAGCUCGGGCGCGGCGCUCGCGUCGAACGAGUGGCGAGGGGCUAUCGCUGUGAGGUUGCCAGGACGCUAAUUACUAGGUUGGAGGCCAUCGCUAUGAGGUUGGAGAAUGGUUGGAGGCCAUUGCUAGUAGGGUGGAGGCAAUCGCUAAUAGGGUGGAGGCCAGUAGAAGAGCCUAGAAGAGCCUUCCCCCCAAAAAGAAGCGAGCUGCUGAGGCAAGCGAGGAAGGUUGGGGCGACUUGGGGCGGUGAUAAGUGGAACCGAGUGGAACCAUGUUGGGGGGUUAUGAGGGAUGGGGGAUGA